Mollisia scopiformis is the source of this 632-nucleotide messenger RNA. RefSeq lists its product as uncharacterized. The coding region runs from base 155 to 499 and encodes 114 amino acids. The record is from RefSeq and is a predicted model, not a curated record. NCBI's taxonomy places the organism in Eukaryota, Fungi, Ascomycota, Leotiomycetes, Helotiales, Mollisiaceae. The transcript has a single exon.
CCCAUACUCGAAUGCCAGACCAGACGCAUUCGACCGAGUAUCGCGCAACGAUAUUUGUGCCCAGCAACGUUCCAGUGAACUCGAUGCUCAACGCAAUUGGACCAGCACCAAGGAAAAGGCAACGCGAAAACCAUAAGAACCCGACCACCCGUCCAUGACAUCAACAUAUGUAUCCCGUUCCACCAAUGUCCGAGAAAACCAUCUCAGCCAGUAUGAUUGCGCAAGUUCUCCAUCUCCAUCCUCCAGCCAGUUGUUGUCCCAUCCAUAUCGCACAAGUCGCGUCGCGUUCCUUCACCCUUUCCGUCACGACCUCACUUUACUUCUUCGGAGUCGACUUCGUAGUAGUGGCCUUCUUUCCUGUACGCGCCUCGCGGGCAUGAGCAGCUCUAGCACGAGCAGCCUCCUUCUUUGCCUUCUUGGAUUUGGCCUUCUCGACGCGUCCCUUCUGCAUAGCGGCCUUUGCUGUGCUGUUGACGGCCAUUGCGAUAGAUUUUUUUGAGGUAUUGUCGGUGGACUUUGACUUGAUGCGGUCGCGAAGAUGAGAUUCCGAAGUGUGCAGAGUUUGAGGAGGAUCGAUGGUUGUUGAUGGAUUUGAUGAUUUUUGGAUGUUGGUGAAGGAAGAAGGAAAGAGG